Misgurnus anguillicaudatus (oriental weatherfish) is the source of this 1742-nucleotide messenger RNA. The record is from RefSeq and is a predicted model, not a curated record. NCBI's taxonomy places the organism in Eukaryota, Metazoa, Chordata, Actinopteri, Cypriniformes, Cobitidae.
GCUACACUGCGACCGUUUUGGUCGCAUAUGCGACCUUUUGAAAUGCCAUUGCGACCUUAAUUUUUAAUAGGUCGCAAAUGUGCCACUGAUUAUUUUAGUACCUACCUUAUGUUUUAGGCAACAUAUUAUGAUUUACAAUGAGCAUUAUUUAAAACAGAAAUGUGUAUUUUAAGAGUACGUUUUAUAAUGUGCUCUGAUCCUUCAACACAUCAAGCUGGCUUCAGCCGCGCGACACCCCUCCGUCCCCUCCCGGAAUGGUAUAGGCGUAACCUCACGUUGAUUUAAAAAAAAAAAAUACCACACGCAGCAAUCGCAUAUUUAUAUCUCAACAUAGCAUACAAUCUGCACGUGUUAAAAUGAAGCGGACAAUUGAUUCCUUUUUUAAAAAGGGAAGUUCAAGUGUAACAAAAACAUCACUUGAUGUCGAUUCGACAUGUCAAACGGAGCCUGUGAGUGAGAAUGAUGAGGCUGAGAAGGAUUCGUCAGGAAAAGCACAAGCGGGAAAAAUGAUACGGACAUAUGAAUUUCGCCACCAGUGGCUCGAAGAAUACCCGUGGUUAAGGUACCAAGACGGAGCAAUGCACUGUGUGUACUGUAAAUUCUGCGGGCCUUCAAUUGCAGGACAGUCCAAAUUUGUAACUGCGUCUAAACAAUUUAAACACGAAUCACUGAAGCUUCACAAUGACAGUCUGAAGCACGCAAAGUGUAGAGACCGGUACAUAUCCCGUGACGCAGCAGCACUCCCCACUGCAUUUCGGCGUCAAGAUUUAGCAAACCGAGAAAGUGAGGAAUCUGAAUUGAUAAUUAAGUUCAAUGUAGCUUAUAAUAUAGCUAAAGAGGAAAUGCCUUUCACCAAAUUUAAAUCGCAAAUUAUUCUUUUAAAGAAGAACGGAGUGGCCGUUAAUCCAACAUAUGCUAACCACAAAUCAUGUGCUGAAUUUAUUGGAGUAAUCUCAGACACUCUCAAGCAAAAGACCUGUGCCAAAGUUUCUUCGACCCACUACUUGUCGUUCAUGAUAGACGGCGAUACCGACGUCUCCACUAAAGAAUGUGAAAUUGUUUAUGCUCGAGUCAUUGAAAAGGGAAGACCUUCCAACAUCCUCAUUGGCCAUAUUGAGGUUCAACAUGCCCAUGCAAAAGGUAUUUAUGCUGCAACCAAGGCAGCAUUUACUGGUCUUGGACCACAGUGUGUGGACUGGCUUGACAAGACAGUAUCUAUGGGGGCAGACGGUGCUGCUGUUAACCUGGGCCACAAAGGGGGAGUGAUAGCCCUCCUACAAGCAGAUGCUGGUGACUUUAUCAUACCGUUUCACUGUAUGCCUCACAGAUUGGAGCUGGGGUUGCUAGCUGUACAGCGGGAGAUCCCAAUGAUAGGUCAGGUAUAUGACCUGCUAAACUUGGUCUGGAAGACAUACCAUUUUAGCCCCAAAUCUAUGAGGGAACUCAGGGAGCUGGGAACAGACAUCGGGGUGAAUGUGAAUGCUCCAAGUGGAGUGAAGGGGACUAGGUGGCUGCCCCAUGUGUCCAGGUCUCUGGCAACAUUUCUCAAAAAAGGAAAAGACCACAGUCUCCAAAGCCCAGGGCAGUUUACUGCUGUUUAUUUGCAUAUGGACCACCUGGCAGGUGCCUCAGCCAAUGCGGAAAUUGCUGGAAGAGCCAAAAAGAUCAAACUUGCUAUGGAGGACUGGACUUUUGUGGCAUUCUGCCAUUUCCUGGCAGACCUUUUCUGUUAUAUUAGUUGA